UCAUCGAGCCUGCAGGCUCAAAAUACAACGCAGCCAUAGUGAUGGUCAGGAAGAAGGAUGGCACGUGGCGAAUGUGUGUGGAUUACCGAUGGCUGAAUGAGAUAACAGAGAAGUCUCGCUACGCCCCGCCCUUGAUCGAUCGAUGUUUUGAGUCCCUCCAGGGCAUGUCGUGGUUCACGACGCUCGAUGCGACAUCGGGCUUCUGGCAAGUUGAGGUGCAUCCGGACGACAGACCCAAAACCGCCUUCUCGAUCGACGGACAGACACAGAAACAAUGGACGCGUAUGCCGAUGGGUCUCUGCAACAGCGUAGCGACAUUCCAAAGAGUCAUGGACAGAGUGUUGAGGGCAGUGUUGUGGAAGAGUGCGUUUGUGUAUGUUGACGACAUUGUCGUCUUCUCGCGCACCUUUGAGGAGCAUUGCAGGCAUGUACUUGACGUAUUCCACCUCCUCGAGGCUGCAAACAUCAAAGUGAAGCCCGCCAAGUGUAUCUUCUUUGCGCGAGAGAUAUCGGUCCUUGGUUUCCUGAUCUCUGAGCAAGGACUGCGAAGUGACCCACAGAAAAUUGACAAGAUGGUCAAUAUGACUGAGCCAACAGAUAAAAAGGAAGUGAGGAGCAUGCUGGGCGUCUUCCAGUUCUACAAGCGCUUGGUGAAGGGCUACGCUGACUUAGCCAGGCCACUCACUGACCUGACAAAGAAGGAUAGGCCGUUCGUGUGGAGCGAGGAUGAGAGGAGAGCCCUCAACACACUCAAACAAAGGAUGAUCUCGGCGCCCGUGUUGGCCUUGCCGGACUUCAAGAAGGCAUUCGUGCUCAAAACAGACGCAAGUGACUACGCCAUUGGAGCCAUCCUGUGUCAAAGGGACAACAAAGGACAAGAGAGACCGAUUCAUUACGCAAGUGCGAUUCUUGGCGACACUGAGCGAAAGUGGUCGGCCACAGAGAGAGAGGCACAUGCUAUUUACUGUGCAGUAAGGCAAUUCCGGCCCUACCUGUUUAGUGAAAGAUUUGAGCUCGUUUCGGAUCACCAAGCCUUGAGAGCGCUUCGAUUUGCACAGGACGGCAAUCGCAAGCUGCAGAGAUGGUCCCUCAUGCUGCAGGACUAUGAUUUCGUCUUCCGUUACCGACCUGGAAAGAACGGAUGUGGAUGCACUAUCGCGGCCGCCUGGUGGGAUGUCUGCUGACCUGGGUGACAAGGGUGACGCAUAUCAGUAUCAGUUGGGUGCCGUCGAGGAGCUGGCGAUCGAUGACAGCCCCCUCUAUGACCUCGAUCGGAUCAUCAAAGCACGAGACGAGUGCACGGAGGUCUCGCGCGUCAAGGCGUACCUACAGGCAAAGCACGAUAACACAGACAAAAAGAAGCUCGAUGAGCUGCGCGAAGUGAUACCGAAGGUGUAUUGGUCAAAGCUGGACAGCUUUUGCUUACUCGAUGGGAUCGUCAGGGUUUUGUCGAAGCACCAGGAGCAUGGACCGCUGCUGUUUGUGCCGUCGUCGCUGCGCACCGAAGCAUUGAGGCUGCAUCACGAGCAUUUCUUGGCCGGCCACCUGGCAAUCGAACGGGCAUACAAACGCAUGGCGAUAGAAUACUACUGGCGUGGCAUGUAUGAUGACUUACGGAAGCACAUAGAGAGGUGUGCCGCGUGCCAAAGCAAACGAAACCUGAGGACGAACAAAAGGCCAACCAUACAGAUGCCAUCAGCGGAAAGACCCUUUCAGAGAAUUGCAAUGGACUUUAUUGGUCCCCUGCCGACAUCCAUGAACGGAAAUCAGUAUGCGCUGACCAUUCAGGAUUACUUCACGAAGUGGCCAGAGGUGAAGGUCUUCACGAACGCACCAACGGCUACAGAGACGGUCUGGGCACUCAUGGAAAUGGUCGUCACUCGACAUGGGCUGCCCGAGGAGAUCAUUACGGACAAUGGCUCGCACUUUGUCAACAAACUGAUGCGCGAAGUGACGGACAUGCUGAGAGUCAAACACACAACAACGACACCACGCCAUCCGCAGGGCAAUGGGAUGAUCGAGCGUUUCAACCGUACCUUGAAGGACAGGCUGCGCCCGUACCUGAACAAGCAACAAACCAACUGGGACAAGAUGACUCAUAUGGUCUUGUAUGCGUACCGCACGACGGAACAUGAAUCCACUGGCUUUACGCCAUUCAAGAUGCUGUUUGGCCGCGAGGCAGUGCACCCUGGCAGCGCAGCACGGCUCGUCGCAACCAACGAGUCGGAAGCCAAAGCGAUUGACCCCGGAGAUGCCGUUAAGCUGAUCAAAGAGGGUCUCCAGACGAUCCAUGAGGAAGCUCUUAAGACCAUGGACAGGAAGAAACAGCAAGUGGCUGCACGCGAGAGAGAUCUGCCUGCAGCAAGGGAAUUCAAACCAGGAGACAGAGUGCGCAUACACAUCGAUGAUGUGCCUGAGGGCCUCAACAGGAAGCUCAUCUCACCUUGGUGGACGGUAGCGAUUGUGGAAGAAAAGACAGGCCCAGUGACAUAUAAAGUGCGCCCAUGCGGCAAAGGCAU
Messenger RNA from Vitrella brassicaformis, 2519 nucleotides. Lineage: Eukaryota; Vitrellaceae. The record is from the annotation of a GenBank genome assembly.